Chenopodium quinoa (quinoa) is the source of this 2022-nucleotide messenger RNA. RefSeq lists its product as uncharacterized. The record is from RefSeq and is a predicted model, not a curated record. Bases 342 to 1451 code for a protein of 369 amino acids. The transcript has 5 exons. NCBI's taxonomy places the organism in Eukaryota, Viridiplantae, Streptophyta, Magnoliopsida, Caryophyllales, Amaranthaceae.
GCCCUAAAACUAAAAACAUGGUAAUUACAUUACAAUUGGCCCUAAAACACAGAAAAUUCAAUACCCCACCCACAUUGAAGUAACGUCACUUCUAUUCAAACCUUUCUUCUGCUCUCUUAUUUUCUCUCUCCUCUAGUUCAUAUUCUCUCUCUAAAAAUCUGGAAAAAUCACAAUGGACAUAAGAGAUGAAAUGACAAAUCAGAAGGAUCAUCCAAAGAAGAGAAAAACAAAAAAUGCUUCAAAAUCUACUGGAAAUCAAGAAGAUAUGCCGCUAAAUAAAAUGUUUGGCACCAAAAAGAAGAAAGUGGCAAAGAGUCCUACUAUAGAUCCGAAAUUACUCAAUGAGAUUUCGAAACAAGUUGUUGAAGAAGAGGAAAAUCAAAACAACAGAGUUAACGAUGAAGUCGAACCACCAAAAGAAAGAGAAAAACAACCACAAGAACGAUCAAAAGAUACAAGAAAAGAAGGGGAAAAACAACCAGAAAAACCUUCUAAAGAAGCACAAAAGGUUCAAUCAAAAGCAACAGAGUUACCAAAAAAAAAGGGUGAAGCAUAUUGCAACAAAAAAGAAAUCAUCAAACAACUGUUCGGAAGCCUCCUCAAGCAAGAGUACAGCUAAAGAUCAACAGAACAAGCAAAACUCAAAGACACAAAAAAACAAUGAGAAAGAUGGAGGUGUGAAAGAGAAGGAAACUCUGAAAACUGAAAAAGUUAAGGUGGUGAAGGGGAAACAAAGUGAGAAAGUUGAUGGUGUAAAAAAUGAGAAAGCACAUAAAAAAAGAAAGAGAGAUGCAAAUGAAGAUGUACAUGAGGUGGUAAAUCUUGAUGAUGCUGAAGAUUUGGAUGAUUAUGGUAAGUUGCAAGUGAGGGUUGGGCAUUUCAAAUUCAUGACAUUUGCAUCAAAUUUGAGCCCUUCUCAAAAUCAAGCAAUUAUUGACAUGGGAUUUGGAGCUUUACUCGAUGUAAAUCUUCCACAAAAUGACCAAUCAUUUUCUGCUUGGCUUAUGCAUUGUUUCGAAGAGAAUAGCCGCACACUUUAUCUUCCGUACAACAAGUCUAUUGUUGUUUGUGAAGAAGAUGUUGAAGUUGUGUAUGGAAUCCCGAGAGGGGAGAAAGAAGUGAAGGAGGUAGAGGAUGAGGAACAAGAAGAGACUCCUUUGACUAGAUGGAGGAAAUAUUGGGGUGUUGUGUCUGGUAGCCCUAAAACACACAAUGUUCUGAAGAAAUAUGAGUCUGAGGAAGAAAAAGAGAAAAAGAUGGAAAUCAUGAAAGCAAAGAUGAACAAAAGGAAACUGGAAAUGAACACAGAACCUGCAAAAGUGAACAAUGGUGAAGUUGAUGAAAUCUUCAUUAUCGAUUUCAUUGUGUUGGCUGUAAAUUGCUUCAUGAAAAGCAGCCAAAGCAUACACUUGCACUACAAGUUUCUGUUCUCAAUUAAGAAUGUGUUUUAAAUCAAGGAAUACAAUUGGUGCAAGUAUGUCCUUGAUAGCUUAAUGGAUACAAGCAGUUCUUGGAAAUUGAAUCCGAAAGGGUUUUACAAAGGACCUUUGCCUUUUCUUCUGGUAUAUGCUAUUAUUUUCAUUUCCAUAUAUACUAUGUUCAUAUUUUUAUUAUAUUCAUUAUUUUUUUUUCAGUUGUUUUACUUUGAUCGCAUUCAAAAGAAAAGCAUCAUGCCACCAAGAACUCCUCCUAUCAUAUCUGUAUGGACAAAGGAUAUGGUGGUCGAAAGGAUGAAGUUGAAGAGCCAUGGAGUUGGAUUGGGUAAUAUUUUGCCUAGAGUUGAAAUCAAAAGGAAAACAACACAAGAAGAAUGUACUAAUAUACAAUGGCCAAGGGUUGAUUAGAAAAUUUACCUAUAUUAUUGAAUGUUUAUUUUUAAUCUAGUUUGAAUGCUUAUUUUUAAUCUAGUUUGUUAUCACACUAAUGAUCCCGGCCUUGAGAGGGAGAAGGCUGUGUGAUAGUGAUACUUCACAAAUAUUUAUUGUUAAUGCAACAUGAUCUGUUUGGAGGCCUUGAUAGAUA